Cydia fagiglandana is the source of this 585-nucleotide messenger RNA. RefSeq names its product protein drumstick (gene drm). Gene Ontology annotation, biological process: regulation of transcription by RNA polymerase II; embryo development. Gene Ontology annotation, cellular component: nucleus. Bases 275 to 541 code for a protein of 88 amino acids. The transcript has 3 exons. NCBI's taxonomy places the organism in Eukaryota, Metazoa, Arthropoda, Insecta, Lepidoptera, Tortricidae. Gene Ontology annotation, molecular function: RNA polymerase II transcription regulatory region sequence-specific DNA binding; DNA-binding transcription factor activity, RNA polymerase II-specific. The record is from RefSeq and is a predicted model, not a curated record.
UAGUUUCUGCACCCUCUCGGGCUCAGUUGCUAAUCGCCCCUGCUCCUGAACGCACGUCUCGAUUUGUCUCUUGACACUUCUUGUUUUUACUAUUCCGCGUUUGUAAUUCAUCUUAAUUAGUUUAAUACGCCAUAGAAAGCGAUUUUUAGUUAAAUCAAAGGUGAAUGUGGCCAUAAAUCAGUGAAAGUGUUAAUACAUAGUUUGCUUGUAAAACGAUUGACUCAUCUUCAAGGCCUAGCCCCGCCCGUCGCACAAGCAAGAUAGAACAGACAAAAUGUUCGCAGUGAUGCAAAUCGACGAAGACCACACAAGGGACUUCAGGCGCAAGCUGCGGCCGAAGUGCGAGUUUGUGUGCAAGUACUGCCAGCGCCGGUUCACGAAGUCCUACAACCUGAUGAUACACGAGCGCACGCACAAGAGUCCCGAGCUCACGUUCAGCUGUGAGGUGUGCGGGAAAUCGUUCAAGCGCCAGGAUAAUCUACGCCAGCAUAGAGAAAUCCAUUAUAAUCCAAACAAGGAGGCCGCAUAUAUAAGAUGGUGAUUCAAGACUCAUGUGUAUCCGCAUUAAGUAAUAAUCGGGCUAAU